AUUUACCAUCAUGUGAAAAGAAAUUUCAUCCAUUUUUCUGACAAUAAAAUAUUAUAGAUAUUUCUUGAAAAUCCGUAAGCCACUAAAUUAUUUACAGUUAAUGAAAAGAAAAUGUUGGAACAAAAGAAAUAAAUCCAUAUAACUGUUGAAAAAUAAAAACGCAGGAUUUCAUUUAUCAAGAUCAUUUACAAGUGGAAUAUUCAUUAUGACAUGAUUCAGAGAGCUUUAAAGCUCAAAAAGUGUUAUUUAUAUUAUGAUUUGGUGGAAUCUAACAAGUGAACAGAUCUUGUUAGGAAUUUUUUUAUUUUCUUUCUCAAUAUUUACUACAAUAGGUAAUGCUCUAGUUAUUAUAGCAGUCAUAAGAGAACGAUAUUUGCACACAGCAACCAAUUAUUUCGUUACUUCUUUGGCUCUUGCUGAUCUUCUAGUUGGCAUCGUUGUCAUGCCUUUUAGUGCCAUCUACGAGGUAUUAGAAAAACGUUGGCUAUUUGAACUAGAUUGGUGUGAUGUCUGGCAUUCUUUGGAUGUUUUAUUUUCAACAGCUUCAAUUUUAAAUUUAUGUGUUAUAAGCUUAGAUCGCUAUUGGGCAAUAAAAGAUCCUUUGAGUUAUCCUAUGCGAAUGACUCGCAAAUAUGCAGUUAUAUUAAUUACAAUAAUAUGGUUGGCUUCUAGUUUAAUAUCUUUUCCAGCCAUUUUAUGGUGGCGCAUCGACCGAACAGAUACUAUUCUAAAAAAUAAAUGCCCAUUUACAGUAAAUUUGGAAUAUAUAGUGUUUUCAUCUAUAGUAAGUUUUUAUUUUCCACUAUUUGUGAUGGUUUUUACUUACUAUAAAAUAUACCGAGAAGCCGAAGUACAGACACGAAGUUUGAGAAUCGGAGCAAAACAAGUUAUAAUAGCUUCAAGUCAAUUGCAGCUGACCCUAAGAAUGCAUCGUGGAAAAGAUUUUACACCAAAACCCCGCAAUCAUCUCUAUCCAGAUAUGUCUUUACCUGAAAAAAAAAAUUCACUCCAGUUACAAAAUACUUUUGAAAAAUCUUCUACUACAACAGUCGAGAAGUUAUUUGAUUUUGAUUAUUUCAAUAAAAACAAUACACUUGCAUACAAUAAAAAUUUUUCAAUAUCAAGAAAAUUGGCUAAAUUUUCAAAAGAAAAAAAAGCUGCAAAAACUUUAGGCAUUGUAAUGGGAGUAUUUAUAAUUUGUUGGUUACCGUUCUUCAUUGUAAAUCUUAUAUCAGGGUUUUGCACUCGAUGCAUCUGGAAAGAAGAAAUUAUUUUUACAGCUGUAUCUUGGUUAGGAUGGAUGAACAGUGGAAUGAAUCCAAUAAUAUACGCCUGUUGGAGUAAAGACUUCAAAAGAGCAUUUCGUAAACUCUUAUGUCCGAAUCGGGUUCAAAAAUCAAGUAGAAGACACAAAAAUGCUUUCAAAGACAAGACGGGAAAAAAUGUUCAAGAUGCUGCAACCAUUUGAAAAUAUAGCUGUAGAAGUAGAAUCAUGGUUUCGAAAGUUUAGAAAAAUCAAAAAUGAAGAGAAGAAUUAAUGGUCAAGCUACAAAAAGAAAGGAAAAGGAAAUAGAAAAUAUGAACCUUUUUUUACUAUCCUACUUUACUUUGAUAUGUUAUUGAUGAAAAUUUUUAUUACAUAAUUUAUCAAUUAAACAAACGAAAAUUAAAAAAAUUUACCUAUACAACUACCACCAUUUAUCGUACAAAAAAUAUUUAUUCUUAUGAGUUUUCAAAAACACUUAUUACAAAAUGACGUUCUUGUUGUAAGUUUUUUUUCUGUUAAGAUCUCUGUAUAAUAAAAUGAAA
Trichogramma pretiosum is the source of this 1809-nucleotide messenger RNA. It is a transcript of the gene Dop1R2, whose product is annotated as dopamine receptor 2. Gene Ontology annotation, molecular function: G protein-coupled receptor activity. The record is from RefSeq and is a predicted model, not a curated record. The transcript has 4 exons. Gene Ontology annotation, cellular component: membrane. The coding region runs from base 254 to 1468 and encodes 404 amino acids. NCBI's taxonomy places the organism in Eukaryota, Metazoa, Arthropoda, Insecta, Hymenoptera, Trichogrammatidae. Gene Ontology annotation, biological process: adenylate cyclase-activating adrenergic receptor signaling pathway.